AUGCCUUACGCCGGGCUCCCCGGCUUCCCACCCACCUUGCUGCUUGGCCUGCUGGCCUGCCUUCCACAGGUUGCAGCCGUCUGUGAUCCCGAGCUCUUCAUCACUGCCACCUUCUCCAUUGGGCUCUUACUGUGUCUGUGUGGCGUGGUCAAGAGCUUCUGCUGCAAAUGCAAGGACCCAGAGCCGGAGAUGGGCCUCACAAUGGAUUAUUGCAUGGACCCACAGAUGACGCACCCCAGACCACCCCCGGAGGAGGUCAGGGCGCCCUUCCCUGAGUACCCACCUCCCUACCAUGAGGUCAUUCGGAGGCCUGACCAGGACCUGCCCCACAGAGAGCCACCCCCACCCUACAGCUUCAGGCCUGAAGGAUAUUGGGGGACAAGCAGGGGCAUUGACAACCCCGCCUUUUGA
Molecule: messenger RNA, 411 nt
Organism: Sorex fumeus (smoky shrew)
Lineage: Eukaryota; Metazoa; Chordata; Mammalia; Eulipotyphla; Soricidae
Gene: TMEM92
Product: transmembrane protein 92
Exons: 4
Coding region: 1-411 (136 amino acids)
Cellular component (GO): nucleoplasm
Source: RefSeq, a predicted model, not a curated record